AUGGAAACAUUAGAUGAGGCGGCAGUUGACGCUCUUAUUCGUGAGGAAGAAGAGCGGGUGCGGCAGUUCAAACUUUUUCACUGCACAGAUGACGAGCGGCGGCGUGAAUAUGGUGCGGUUCCUAAGCCUGUAUCACAGCCACCACCGCCACCGCCGCCGAGAGCGAAACUCUCUGGUUCUCCUUUGGAGAUGCUGUCAGAGAACGCGGAAGAGGCGCUGGUGCAUGAAUAUGAACAGUAUCGUCGCGGCGGCGACGAGGAUGACAUCAACAUGACCCUCCGAUGCAAGGGGCCUCCUCCACCGAAUUAUGAUGGACCACUGCUUACACUUACAACCCGUGGUCCGUAUACACGCGUUGAGGUACUCGCAUGCCGCCCGCCGGUGCGGCCCCGCUUUGACGGGAAAAAGACGUUGGAGAAAGAUCGUAGUCCGUAUUACCCACGGCCACUACGAGAGAAGCCCAAAGAGGACAACGUUGCAAGGCCAGGGGAUUCACUGCGGCGGUGGAAGUACAGUAUGGGCUUUCCUGACACAUGA
Messenger RNA from Trypanosoma rangeli, 537 nucleotides. RefSeq lists its product as uncharacterized. The record is from RefSeq and is a predicted model, not a curated record. The transcript has a single exon. The coding region runs from base 1 to 537 and encodes 178 amino acids. Lineage: Eukaryota; Euglenozoa; Kinetoplastea; Trypanosomatida; Trypanosomatidae.